GUCCCUGGCCGCAUCACGGAACCUCGAAGAGCCUCUGCUUCUGCUUGGGAGAGGACACCAGCGGACAGAAGCACGCACGAGUGGAACGACGGAUGGUCUGAACAGGGCGGUCCUGCUGACUUUGACUUUACGAGCGCGUGCUCCGUGCUUGGGCCGCCGCCCACCAGUGGAGAAGACGAGGACAAGAACGGUACCUUUUGGCAUGACCUCCAGUUGAUCGACGACAAACUUGUCGCACAUGUCGGCCUUACGCGUCAAUUUGCCUCCGCCUUCCUUCCAAGGGGAGAUGCGCCGGCUGAAGGAUGCCUGCAAAGUGGUUCAUCAGGAGCACGAGGACCGCCAUACCUGAAUGCUCGUGUCCAAGUUCAUUCAGCGCCUCGUGCAAAUGGUCUCUUCGGAAAGCCCGCCGACAUGUCCUUCACCAGCUGGCUCCAGGAACUCCAUUUGUCAACCGUUGCGGUGAUGCCUCUUGCGAUUCGACUGGUGCCAGAAGCUUUGACGGGCCGGCACACGAUAGUGAAGAUGGAUGUGGAGGGCACCUGCUUAUUCCUUCUUGCGAUGCCUUGCGAGCUGGCGGCUUACCCACCCCGACCUGGAAGCAGAAACGUCACGAUGCAAAACUUUUAG
Symbiodinium sp. CCMP2456 is the source of this 627-nucleotide messenger RNA. The record is from the annotation of a GenBank genome assembly. Lineage: Eukaryota; Dinophyceae; Suessiales; Symbiodiniaceae.